This is a messenger RNA of Cannabis sativa, 2000 nucleotides long. Its product is annotated as piriformospora indica-insensitive protein 2. The record is from RefSeq and is a predicted model, not a curated record. The transcript has 3 exons. Gene Ontology annotation, molecular function: protein binding. The coding region runs from base 254 to 1738 and encodes 494 amino acids. NCBI's taxonomy places the organism in Eukaryota, Viridiplantae, Streptophyta, Magnoliopsida, Rosales, Cannabaceae.
AUUUUUUUUUUUUUUGUGAGAAGUGUACCUCACACAUUGAGUCAAUUAAAUUCAUCUUUCAUUGUUGGACAAGUUUAGAAAGAGAUACGCACAAAAUUCAUGUCAUUUAAGAAAGAAAAGAAAAAGAAAACUGGUUUAUUAUGUUUAGUUAUUACUUUGGUUACUUUUAAGCCUCGAGAAGUGUUCUGAUCGGUACUUGGCUGCAUGCAUACAUAGGCUUCUUUAGAUCUUCUGCCGUUCUGAUUGUGUUCACAUGAAGAAGCUUUUAGUAACAAUUCAAAGCGUUCUUCUUCUUCUAUUUCUUCUCUACUUUAGCAGUAGCAUAGUGUUUGUUGUGUGUGAAGAUGAAAUAGGAAAAGACUCAACUUCUUCAUCCCUGGCACCAAUGGAGAAAACAGAGCAGGAAGCUCUUUAUUCUGCUAUUCAAAGCUUUGUGGGCAAAUGGUGGAACGGUUCAGAUCUCUAUCCAGACCCUUGUGGAUGGACUCCAAUACAGGGAGUUUACUGUGAUCUUUAUGAUGGGUUGUGGUACAUUUCUGAUUUAAACAUUGGGCCAAUUUAUGACAACUCUCUAAAAUGUUCAGUCAAUGCAAAAAUUUCAAACCACUUAUUCAACCUCAAGCACCUAAAGGCCCUCUCAAUCUUUAGUUGCUUCGUCUCACAAAAUCUAAACCCAGUCACAAUCUCAACUUUAAGAUGGGAGAAGUUCACUCACAGCUUAGAGUCCUUAGAAUUCAGAUUAAAUCCAGGUCUCAUUGGAACGGUCCCAACCACCAUAGGAAAACUCACCAAACUCCAAUCUCUAGUGCUGCUUGAAAAUGGGUUAACUGGUGAGUUACCAAUGGAAAUUGGAAACUUGGCUAACUUGAGGAAACUUGUCCUUUCAGGUAACCAUUUUUUGGGACAGAUUCCUUCAAGUUUUGGACAGUUGUCUGAGCUCUUAAUACUUGAUGCAAGUAGGAAUGACCUUUCUGGUUCAUUGCCUUUGAGUCUUGGAUUUCUGAGAUCACUUUUAAAGCUUGAUUUGAGCAAUAAUAUGUUAAAUGGUAUCUUGCCUAGAGAGAUUGGUAAGCUCAAGAAUCUCACACUGUUGGACCUUGGAAGUAACAAGUUUUCAGGUGGGUUACCUGAGUCACUUGGAGAAAUGGUGUCCUUGAAUGAGAUGGUGAUAUCCAAUAACCCAGUUGGGGGUGACCUUAAGAGAAAUAUUGAAUGGAGAAAGUUACUGAACUUGGAAAUUUUGGAUCUUUCCAACACAAGUUUGACAGGGGACAUUCCAGAAUCAUUGGCCAAAAUGAAGAAGCUUAGAUUUUUGGGGCUUAACUACAACAAUCUCUCAGGAAAUGUCCCACCAAGGUUGGCAUCUCUGCCUUGUAUUAGUACACUUUACCUUGGAGGAAACAAUUUGACAGGUGAGCUUGGAUUUUCAGAAGGGUUUUAUAGAAAAAUGGGAAGGCGUUUUGGAGCUUGGAACAACCCAAAUCUUUGUUACAGGUUGACUUCCAUUACAUCUAGCUAUGCUCCUUAUGGAGUUAGACCAUGUAACCAAGAAUCAAACACUUACAAAAGAGUUUCAAAUGAAAAGGUAAGCAGAAGUGUUGACAGGGACAGGAACACUAAUGAUUUCUUUUCAGUGAGAUCUUCCGGAAUUUUAAGAUGUAGUGUUGGUGGGUUUUGGCAUUUAUUUUGUGUUCAAGGAAUGCUUGUUAUGUUUCUAUGGAGUGCAAUGGUAUAUUGAUUCUGAAAGCUUAAGGUAAAUAAAAGUUUUCAUUUGUCUUGAUAGAGAAGUACAAUAUCAUUUCCCGCUCAAGUUAAAGGGUCCUCAAAUCAAUGUAGUAGAUCUAUGUGUUGUAUAGUGUACGAUGCAAUAAUGUACAAGCAUUAUGAAAUUUUGGUUCCUAAAUGUGCAUACAUUGGUUGCUAUGUUAUCUAAAAUGUGUACUUUUUUUUAACAAAGUGCUUCCGUAUAUUUGAAAAUUUAAAUAUUUUUUACUUUUAAA